Phragmites australis (common reed) is the source of this 997-nucleotide messenger RNA. RefSeq names its product probable glutathione S-transferase GSTF1. Lineage: Eukaryota; Viridiplantae; Streptophyta; Magnoliopsida; Poales; Poaceae. Gene Ontology annotation, cellular component: cytoplasm. Gene Ontology annotation, molecular function: glutathione binding; glutathione transferase activity. The record is from RefSeq and is a predicted model, not a curated record. The transcript is spliced from 3 exons. Bases 174 to 830 code for a protein of 218 amino acids.
CACGAGCACCCACAGCCGAGCUGCAUCUCCCACGCCACGCCAGGGGCAAUAAAGCCAAGGAAACGCCAUUGGCAUCGCAUACCGCAACCUCACCCAGUUUAGAGAGCAACGCCGCUGGCAUCGUGCUCUCUCUCCUCAGUCACUUGCAGGGGAUCAACAGAUCAGCAGCAAAGAUGGCGCCGGUGAAGGUGUUCGGGCCGGCGAUGUCCACGAACGUGGCGCGGGUGCUGGUGUGCCUGGAGGAGGUCGGCGCCGAGUACGAGGUCGUCAACAUCGACUUCCUGGCCAUGGAGCACAAGAGCCCCGAGCACCUCGCCAGAAACCCGUUCGGCCAAAUCCCAGCUUUCCAGGACGGUGACGUCGUGCUCUUCGAGUCCCGAGCCAUCUCAAAGUACGUGCUCCGCCAGUACAAGUCAAGCCAGGCCGACCUCCUGCGAGAAGGCAACCUGACGGAGGCCGCGAUGGUGGACGUCUGGACGGAGGUGGAGGCACACCAGUACAACCCGGCCAUCUCGCCCGUCGUGUACGAGUGCGUCAUCAACCCGGCCAUGCGCGGCAUCCCGCCCAACCAGAAGGUCGUGGACGAGAGCCUGGAGAAGCUCAAGAAGGUGCUCGACGUCUACGAGGUGCACCUGUCGAAGAACAAGUUCCUCGCCGGCGACUUCGUCAGCUUCGCGGACCUCAACCACUUCCCCUACACGUUCUACUUCAUGGCGUCGCCACACGCGUCGAUCUUCGACUCGUACCCGCGCGUGAAGGCGUGGUGGGAGAGCCUCAUGGCGCGGCCGUCGGUGAAGAAGCUCAGCGCCAACAUGGUUAUGACGGCUUGAUGGCACACGCUCACGUUGUCGAAUUUGAUCUGGACGGGACUUGGUGUGGUCUGUAUAUCGUUCAAUAAUGUAAGCAGCUUUGUAUGCGGCUAUGCGCUUCGUUUGUUCCAAUAAAAUUGUUGUGGGAUUGCGCAACUGUGCAAUCUGACGGGUUGUUUUUGUUUGCA